UCACAACGAGCCGGCUCGAUCUACAACACGGAUGUUAUUUUAUCCUUUAUAUUUAUUUAUUUACAUUUAAUUAAAUAAUUUGUAAAUACACGCAAUUAUUUAUUGACCCGCAAACGGUCACCCCGCGAAAUUUGAAUUUAAAUAGCCAGUGGAUUAAAUUUAUAUAUUAAUGACAUUUUUAAUUAAAUUUCCGUAAUUAACAGAGAUUUUAAAAUUUAACAACGUGUUAUUUUAUCAUUAAUUAGAUAAACUGUGACUUGUCAUAAGUAUAUUUUAUGUUAAAAUGUUUUAUGAAUUGUGGAAAUUAAGAGGGAAGUGAUCUGUUUUAAAAGAGGUUUUGUGAUAUGUUAACCGAGGACAAUGACCCAACGAAACCGGCAGGGGUUUUAGACAAUACUGGAAAUGUUUCGUCGUCGACGGAAAGUACGGGCCAACACCCUCGGGUUAACAAUGAAACUGAAGUGAAGAAUGAGGUACAAGAAUGCCCGGACAAUGAAAAUGUACCAGGCAGUGAAUUGUAUGUCGAUGAAAAUAUUGAAGAUAAAGAACAGGAGUAUCCUGAUUCUAUGGAAAAGUCUGACUAUAGUACUCUAUAUGGAGCUAAUCAGUAUUACAACAGUUUGUAUAAUUCUCCAAGUUAUGGAUCAGUUACGAAGAAUUCAUCAAGCUUACAAAGCUCUUAUUUAAGUUCAUACACAACACCAAGUCCAAUGACGCAGUAUGCCUCCUAUCCUGGUUACAACAGCAGUAGUUCAACUUUUUCACCAGUUGGACAAAACAUAUCCUCGGCCUCACAAAAAUUAGACUACAGCGCGUACAGCAGCACCUGCCUCUACGGAAACGAUCGAAUGCCGCUUCAGUAUUCCGGAUAUUAUCCAGUGCCAGGAUAUCAUACGACGUCAUCGUCAUUCAAUCUCGGAAACCUUAAUUUUACAGAUUCAAAUAAAGCGAGCAGUCUUGUGCUAGAUUCGGCAGCUCAUGAUGUCAAUGACUUGACGACGCGCGAUGCAAUAGAAGGUAAAAAUAAGAAAAAGAUGGAUAGAACAAGCGCAUCAGCGAAACCCUGUAGACGCGGAAGACGUCAGAGCGGAAGCGGAAACAGUAUUGGAUCUGCGGAUACUACUGAAGGCGGUACGGAUCGUAUAUUCAUAUGGGAUCUUGAUGAAACCAUAGUUGUGUUUCAUUCCCUACUCACUGGACAGUUUGCCACCAAACAUGGCAAGGACCCAGCGUUGUUAGCACAGCUGGCGUACAGGAUGGAAGAAAUGAUAUUCAAUUUGGCAGACACACAUUUCUUCUUCAAUGACGUUGAGGAUUGCGAUCAAGUUCAUAUAGAUGACGUAUCAUCAGACGACAACGGCCAAGAUUUGUCAUCGUACAAUUUUUCAGCAGAUGGAUUUCAAUGUGCGUCUGCAAAUAAUGGAAUUUGUUUGGCUUCUGGCGUACGCGGCGGUGUCGACUGGAUGCGAAAGCUGGCCUUUCGUUACAGAAAAAUAAAAGAAACAUACAGCAAUUGUAGAAACAAUGUAGGCGGUUUAUUGGGAGCUAAACGCGAACAGUGGUUACAAUUGAGAUCGGAGAUUGAACUUCUCACUGAUAACUGGCUUACAUCCGCAGUUAAGUGUCUCAGUCUCAUCAGCAAACGCAGCCACUGCGUAAAUAUACUUGUAACAGCUACACAACUCGUUCCAGCAUUAUCUAAAGUAUUAUUAUUUGGAUUGGGAGGUCUUUUUCCUAUUGAAAAUAUUUAUUCAGCAACUAAAAUUGGAAAAGAAAGUUGUUUUGGUCGUGUGGUAGCUAAAUUCGGGCGGAGGUGCACUUACGUAGUCAUCGGCGAUGGUUCUGAUGAAGAAACAGCAGCACGAGCGCACAAUUUUCCAUUCUGGAGAAUAAACAGUCACUCGGAUACCCAAGCUCUCUAUAAUGCUCUUGAAAUGGGCUUUCUUUAAUAUAAAAAAAUAUUCAGACGAAGAAAAAAAAAUUAUAAAUCGUCGUUAAAUCUCAACUUAUCGUCAUUCCUACUUAGCAAUUAGUUAAUAAAAUAAAUAAUAAAACUUAAUUACAUAAAGUAAUAUUAAUUAAUUAUUAAUUAAAUAAGUAGACAAUUUAGUGUAAAGUCGAUCAUCAUAAAAAAGUAAAACAUGGCCAAUAAUUAAAUUUAUUUAAUGAUCGAUUUAUAUUCAGGGUCCACGAGUGUUUAAAUAAAUAAAAUAUGAAAUUUUUAAAAAUAAAAUCAAACAUGAUAAUUAAUUAUUAAGCUAAAGUAUUUAAGUGGAAAAUUUUAUCUAUUGUAUUUUAAAAGACUACUGUCAAUUGAUAUAUUAGCGAGCUUCUACAUGUGUAUAGAGAUUAUAAAUUUUAUUAAUAAGUAUAAUUAUCAUGAUAGAAAAAAAAAAUGAUCUUGAAUGUACUUAAUAAUGAAAAUAAGAUAUGAGUGCAACGAAUUUUUUUAAGUAAUUAAAUUUUUUUUAUUAAAUUCUUGAUACUCAAGUUAGCUGACGUCUAAUAAUUUUUGGAUUUUUUUUAAAAACAAAUUUUUAAAAAAUUCACCUACGGCUUUUUUAAUUUUCUACAUGCAUAUUUUUAGUUUUUUUUUUUUUUGCAAUAAACUGGAAAAAAAAAUCCGAAAAUUUUUAAAUGUCUUCUAACUUUAGGAUCAUUAAAUUCUAUACCUGAUAGC
This is a messenger RNA of Microplitis demolitor, 2680 nucleotides long. RefSeq names its product eyes absent homolog 4 (gene eya). Gene Ontology annotation, molecular function: protein tyrosine phosphatase activity. The transcript is spliced from 8 exons. The record is from RefSeq and is a predicted model, not a curated record. Gene Ontology annotation, biological process: multicellular organism development; positive regulation of DNA repair; cell differentiation. Lineage: Eukaryota; Metazoa; Arthropoda; Insecta; Hymenoptera; Braconidae. Bases 345 to 1949 code for a protein of 534 amino acids. Gene Ontology annotation, cellular component: nucleus.